This is a messenger RNA of Spodoptera littoralis (African cotton leafworm), 1598 nucleotides long. NCBI's taxonomy places the organism in Eukaryota, Metazoa, Arthropoda, Insecta, Lepidoptera, Noctuidae. The record is from the annotation of a GenBank genome assembly.
AUUUAAGAUGAUUGUAUUAGACACAGUAGAAAUUUGAUAUCCUAGGAUGGAAACUUAUCUGUCAAAAACUCGAUUUGUCGCUUGAACGAAGAUUAGCGAAGCGAGUGAGCGAGCUAGCUAAACUGGUAGAUGGCGGGAGUGAUCUCGUGUGAUAUAACUGUGUUAGAUUAGUUUUUAAAUUGUAGUGUUUAAUUUUUAGAAUAGUUAUUAAAAUGACUAGAGCUAAAAUAGAACUCGGCGACGUGACCCCACAUAAUAUAAAACAACUGAAGAAGUUAAACACAGUUGUAUUUCCAGUGUCUUACAACGACAAAUUCUACAAAGAUGUUUUAGAAGCUGGUGAACUAGCUAAGUUAGCAUAUUAUAACGAUAUCGUGGUGGGAGCAGUAUGCUGUAGAAUAGACACGUCGGAAAACUCGCGGAGACUUUAUAUUAUGACCUUGGGUUGCUUGUACCCAUACAGAAGAUUGGGCAUUGGUACUCUGAUGGUGGAACAUGUGCUCAAGUAUGUUGAACAAGACGGCAAUUUCGACAGUAUUUUCUUGCACGUACAAGUGAACAACGAGGGAGCAAUAGAUUUUUAUAAAAAGUUUGGAUUUGAGAUUGUCGAGACAAAAGAGCACUACUACAAAAGGAUAGAGCCAGCUGAUGCCCAUGUGUUACAGAAGACAAUCAGACAGACACCUUCCGUACCUUUACUCAAUGGCACUGUACCACAUGCUAAAACCAAUGGACACGAUUGAAUACACAACCACACCCAAAUAUUGUACUUGUAAAAGCCUCAACUCGGUUGUUAAUGUGAAACAAGUGAUAACAUAAUGUGUAAGAAUCAUAAUAAAACACUGUGUGCAUACAGGAUUGAUUUACAUUAAGAUAUUUGUAACGGAUGGGUUAAUCAAUAAGUUGUGGUUGUGGACGCAUGAGGCCAUAAAUAUAGUACUAGAAAUGACUGAUAUUCCACUCAGUAUCAUAUAAAUGUUGUACAGAGUAUGUUCAUAAUAAUGCGUGCAUAUUUCAUAAAAUGUAUUGACUACAUUACAAUAUGCAUUACUGUCUAGUACUCUUUACAAGUAACUUUUAUGACUUAUAAUAAAAAUAGCAUUCAACUUGUAAAUUAACCUUUUCAUGAUUUGAAUAAGUAUAUGUAAAGUAAUGGAUAAUGAUAGCUCUAGACAUUCUUUUAACUAUAUCGGACAUAAAAAUUCUGUCAGUUUUUUACUAUACUUGUAUAUUGUGGUAUUUAAUAAUGUAGUCAUAAACUCCCCGUUUUAAAAUUAAUGUUCUCGAAUUCUGAGCGGAAGUGUUAAUAAUCACCUCGCAAUUAAUUGGUAUUUCAUAUCAAUGCUUUUGUUUUCAAGCAAUGAGGAAAGUUAGGGUUUUGAUAAAUUAUACUAUUGAACUAAACAUUUUUAUCGGUGGCUUAUUCUUUGCACAACAAAAAUAAAUUUUAUUUAAUUAAUGUUGAGUUGUACUGAAAUUUUUGUUUUGUUAAGAUUUUACAUGGUCUAAUAGCGAGAUAUUUUUUUAUUUCUGAAUGGCAUCUGUAAUAUUGGAUCCCCACCGCCCGGCGGCACGCGCCUGUGGCCAUGCCGCCGGCU